Messenger RNA from Daphnia pulex (common water flea), 1545 nucleotides. RefSeq names its product NADH-ubiquinone oxidoreductase 49 kDa subunit-like (gene ND-49). The transcript is spliced from 8 exons. Lineage: Eukaryota; Metazoa; Arthropoda; Branchiopoda; Diplostraca; Daphniidae. Gene Ontology annotation, biological process: mitochondrial electron transport, NADH to ubiquinone. Bases 100 to 1509 code for a protein of 469 amino acids. Gene Ontology annotation, molecular function: NAD binding; NADH dehydrogenase (ubiquinone) activity; quinone binding. The record is from RefSeq and is a predicted model, not a curated record.
UACUCCUAGGUAUCGCUGUUCGGUAAAUGUGCUACUUCAGAGCCAUCUAGCAACUAAAUGUUACAUUCGGGAAUUUUUUGUGUAUUUCUCUGAAGAAAAAUGUCUGCCGUUAUUGGACUUGGGUUGAAAAAGGGAACUAUUUCCCUAAUUAAUUCUGCACCAAAGUCUCUGUUACCCCAUUUUUCCUUAGGAUUCUUUGCCAACCCACGGCGACAUGGGGCAACAUGGAAUCCUGAUAUGGAAUAUUACAAACAAUAUGAUAUGCCAUGUCUAAUUCCGCAAACCAAAGCAAAUGUAUGGAAAAUGCCUCCUUUAAACCACUAUGAAGCUCCAGUAGAGAAAUCGGUCACCAAUAUCAACCUUAAUUUUGGUCCACAACAUCCAGCUGCCCAUGGUGUAUUACGUUUAGUCUUGGAACUUGAUGGAGAAACUGUUGUCAGAGCUGAUCCUCAUAUCGGCUUGCUGCACAGAGGUACAGAAAAGCUGAUUGAGUACAAAACUUACACUCAAGCUCUUCCCUACUUUGACCGUUUGGACUAUGUUUCGAUGAUGGGAAAUGAGCAAUGCUAUUCACUGGCUGUUGAAAAAUUGUUAAACAUUGACGUCCCACUAAGAGCCAAAUAUAUUCGAGUGCUCUUUGCCGAACUUACGCGCAUUCUAAAUCACUUGAUGCAAAUCGGUACUCACGCCUUGGAUAUCGGUGCUUUGACGCCCUUCUUUUGGCUGUUCGAAGAGCGUGAGAAGAUGAUGGAAUUCUACGAACGUGUAUCAGGAGCUCGCAUGCACGCUGCCUAUGUUCGCCCAGGAGGAGUGGCUCUGGACCUCCCGUUGGGUCUCAUGGAUGACAUCUACGAGUUUUCCAGCAAAUUCGGAGAACGUAUCGAUGAAAUGGAAGACGUUUUGACUGCCAACCGCAUUUGGAAACAGCGAACCGUCGACAUUGGUAUCGUUUCCGCCGAAGACGCACUUAAUUACGGUUUCAGUGGUGUCAUGUUGCGCGGAUCUGGAAUCAAGUGGGACCUGAGGAAAACUCAACCUUACGACGCCUAUGAUUUGGUUGAAUUUGACGUUCCCGUGGGACUAAAAGGCGACUGCUAUGACAGAUACCUGUGCCGUGUUGAAGAGAUGCGGGAAUCUCUCCGCAUCAUCGAGCAAUGCCUGAAUAAAAUGCCGGUGGGUGAGGUCCGUGUUGACGAUGCCAAAAUCAUGGCGCCCAAGCGAUCCGAAAUGAAAACGUCGAUGGAAGCUCUCAUUCACCAUUUCAAGUUGUUCACACAGGGCUAUAACGUUCCUCCAGGAGCCACUUACACGGCUGUAGAGAAUCCCAAAGGUGAAUUUGGUGUGUAUCUCGUUUCUGACGGUUCUUCACGCCCAUAUCGCUGCAAAAUCAAGGCGCCAGGUUUCGCCCAUCUGGCCGCGUUGGAGAAAGUCGGCCGCAACCACAUGCUCGCCGAUAUUGUCGCCAUCAUUGGUACACUGGAUGUGGUUUUUGGAGAAAUUGAUCGCUGAAUGUGUUCCACGCCCUCUUUAUCUCCACACCGGUGA